Molecule: messenger RNA, 1149 nt
Organism: Fulvia fulva
Lineage: Eukaryota; Fungi; Ascomycota; Dothideomycetes; Mycosphaerellales; Mycosphaerellaceae
Product: MFS transporter prlL
Exons: 5
Coding region: 1-1149 (382 amino acids)
Biological process (GO): transmembrane transport
Cellular component (GO): membrane
Molecular function (GO): transmembrane transporter activity
Source: RefSeq, a predicted model, not a curated record
AUGUGGCUCAUGUACUUGCUGAGCUAUAUGGACCGAACGAACAUUGGCAACGCCAAAGUGGCCGGGAUGACCGAUGACUUGCGUAUGGACUCGAAUGAUUACUCCGUCUCUUUGGUAGUGUUCUUCAUAACAUAUGUCCUCUUCGAAGCCAAAGUGCAAACUUACGAGCAGUUAAUUGCGCUGAGGGUCGUUGUUGGAAUCCUGGAAGCAGGUUUCGCUCCAGGCAUUCUUCUCAUCCUUUCUUCGUGGUACAAGAAGGCCGAGCAGUCGAAACGAUUUGCAGUAUACAUCUCUGCAGCCGUUCUAUCGGGGGCAUUCGGGGGGAUCAUCGCAGGAGCGAUCACUGAAGGCCUAGAGGGCGUACACGGUCUGCGUGGCUGGCGUUGGCUCUUCAUCAUCGAGGGCGCAGCAACUAUAGGAUGGGCGCUCGUUGCUGGCUUCAUUCUUCCCGAUUUUCCAGCCAACACCAAGAAGUUCGACACAAGAGAGAAGGAGCUUGCUAUCUCGCGCCUUGAGGCUGACGAGCACUAUACCCGGAGCGAGGAUGGCCCUCACAUCAGCUCUCUAGAGGCCAUGAAGCAAGCUCUGUUUUCCUGGAGAGUCUGGAUUCACAUUGGCGGAUAUAUGGUGAUCGUUGGAUCCAGUACUCUCUCGUACUUUUACCCAACCUUGGUCGAGGGGCUUGGCUAUACCUCGCAUAUGGCCCAAUACAUGGUGGUCCCGAUCUAUGCCGUGGCGUUUGUCUGUGUGGCCAUCACUGGCUAUUUCAGCGAUCAGUAUCCGGCGCAGAGAGGGCUCAUCAUCACCGGCUGGCUGGUCGUUGCUAUUAUAUGUGCGAUCGUAGUCUGUGUCGUCUACGACUUCACAGCGCGGUAUGCUUUGCUUGUCAUAAUGGCGGCUGGUCUGUGGUCAUCCAACGGUCUGGCGCUCAGCUACGCGUCGAGUGCCUUUGCCAACAUGCCCCAGGAGACCAGAGCGGUAUCGUUGGCGUUGGUCAACGCGCUUGGAAACCUGGCACAAAUCUACGGAGCAUAUCUGUUUCCUGCCAGUGAUGCGCCGAAAUAUCUCUUGGGCUUCGGUGUCAUUGCCGGGAUGGCGGCAUUUGGUGUAGCUACGUAUAUUGCAGCAUAUGUCUUGCUGAGAAAGUAG